This is a messenger RNA of Theileria orientalis strain Shintoku, 702 nucleotides long. RefSeq names its product Pre-rRNA-processing protein PNO1. The transcript has a single exon. NCBI's taxonomy places the organism in Eukaryota, Apicomplexa, Aconoidasida, Piroplasmida, Theileriidae. The coding region runs from base 1 to 702 and encodes 233 amino acids. Gene Ontology annotation, cellular component: nucleolus. The record is from RefSeq and is a predicted model, not a curated record. Gene Ontology annotation, molecular function: RNA binding.
AUGACUAAGGCUCAGGUUAAACCUAAGUCAAAAUCCCGUAAAACUAAGAAGGAAAAGGAGUUCAAUGAUAAGGUAAAGAAAAUCAAAAGCAAAAAAAUUACUAAAGCCUACGAUGCUAAGAGGAAAACAAAAAAGAAGUCAUUGAAAUCAUACUCCUUUGUAAACCUGAGAAGGAUUCCAGUACCUCCAAAUCGCAUGACUCCCUUACAGAACAACUGGGAAACAAUAGUUAGAACGGUAGUAGAAAGGCUUCAUUUACAAAUCCGUAUGUGCACUAGAACGAAAUGUGUUGAAGUGAGACCAUCACAAGAAUCUCCAGAUUUAUCUAUGCUGCAGAAAGCACAGGACUAUAUAAACGCCUUUAUGCUAGGAUUUGAGCUAAAGGAUGCAGAAGCAAUACUCAGGUUGGAGGAUAUAUUCAUAGAGAGCUUUGAAAUAAACGACGUAAAAAGGCUACACGGAGAACACCUGUCUCGAUGCAUAGGAAGAAUUUCAGGGAAGGACGGCAAAACAAAGCACGCAAUAGAAAAUAUGACAAAGACCAGAGUGAUUUUGGCAGAAAAUAAGAUACACAUAAUGGGUAGCUUCAACAGCAUCAAGCUGGCUCGACACUCGAUAUGUAGUUUAAUCCUCGGAAGUCAACCUGGUAAAGUGUACAACAAUUUGUGCAAUUCUGCCAAGAGACUAAGGGAGAAGAUGUAG